Messenger RNA from Gryllus bimaculatus (two-spotted cricket), 2915 nucleotides. The record is from the annotation of a GenBank genome assembly. NCBI's taxonomy places the organism in Eukaryota, Metazoa, Arthropoda, Insecta, Orthoptera, Gryllidae.
CCGCCGCAGCCUGCCGGUUGGUCGUGCGCGCGCGUGACGUCAUAGGCUGGUCGCGGCCGAGGGACUGCCGGCGUCCGCCGCUCCGCCGCCAGUCGCCUGUAGGUCGCUCCCUCAGCUCCCAUCUCGGCGAGCGCCUCCGCAGAUUCAGGCAGGUAAGAUCCGCGCCCGGUGUGUUGACUUCGCGACCCGUUAGGAAUCGUCUCAGGCGAACGGCACCUUGACUUGACACCAGGAAUUUCGCCCGCUUGUCUUACCUUGACGUCAGUGUUAUUCGGUGGUUCUCUAAGGCGUGACCUCCUCAGGAUGAGGACAUUGGGGGUAGUGACUGCAGUUUGGCUGUUGGUGCUCCUGCGAGACACACAGUCACAAAGUCUUGAUGAGCUAAUUUCUGAGGUGUUCCACAAAAAGUCUGAUACAGACAAUGUGGCAACUCCUGCUCCACCUCCACCUCCCGAGACUUCUACAAGCAGGGUCAUCGAUGAACAAGAAGAAUCAGACUGCGAAUGUGUGCCGUAUUAUCAAUGCAGCGACAAUGGCACUAUCAUCGAUGAUGGAGUUGGGCUUAUUGAUAUAAGGUUGGGCUCUAGGUCUUCUCAUUCUAAAGAACCCUGUUCUUGUACACCUGGAGGAAUUAAAGAUGGACCUUGUUCAGAUUAUUUAGAUGUCUGUUGCAAGAAACCUCGAACAGAACAUAUCACUCCAAAGCCGGUGGAGAGACGUGGUUGUGGAGAGAGACAUCCCGAUGGAGUGGGAUUUCGAAUCACAGGAGAUGAGGACAGUGAGGCUCAAUUUGGAGAGUUCCCAUGGAUGAUAGCUGUUCUCAGAGAUACAGAUGAAAAGAAGAAUGUUUAUCAGUGUGGAGGUGCUCUUAUUCACCCAAAAGCAGUGAUUACAGCUGCACAUUGUGUUGUUGGGAAGAGGCCUUCUCAAAUGAAAAUUCGGGCAGGAGAAUGGGACACACAAACUAAAAAUGAAUUGUUUCCUCAUCAAGAUAGAAAAGUAUCUCAUAUCUUAGCUCAUCGUGAAUAUUACGCAGGAGCAUUGUACAAUGAUGUUGCACUAAUGAUUCUUGAAGAGCCUGUUGAUAUGGCAGAAAAUGUUGAUGUAAUUUGCCUUCCAAAAAAAGGAACAGUAUUUGAUAAAACACGCUGUGUAGCUAGUGGUUGGGGAAAAGAUGUGUUUGGCAAAGAAGGACAAUAUCAAGUAAUUCUGAAAAAAGUUGAAGUUCCUGUUGUUCCUCACCAAGAUUGCGAAGAAGCAUUACGAAAAACACGUUUAGGAAUCCAUUUUAACCUUCAUGAAAGCUUCAUUUGUGCAGGGGGAGAACGAGGAAAAGAUACUUGCAAGGGUGAUGGAGGAAGCCCAUUAGUUUGCCCAAUCAAGGAUGACCCACUACGUUAUCAACAAGUAGGAAUAGUAGCAUGGGGUAUUGGAUGCGGAGGAGAUGUGCCAGGAGUUUAUGUAAACAUUCCAUUAUUUAGAGAUUGGAUUGAUGAACAGCUUGCCAAAUUUGAGUUAGACAUUUCUGUUUAUAGUUAUUAAUAUUCCUGACAAGAAUUCACAAAUCAGAGAAUGUAUUUCAUAAUCAUUCCGACAAAUUUCAACUAAUUCACAUCAUCUACAUUCAUUCAUCAUCAAUUAUAUUUGCAUUGUUAUAUUGAAUCCAUCGUUCUAGAAUGGAAAUGUUUGGCUUUUACAUUUACAAUGUGGCCUGCCACACAGUAUUGUAUAAUAUAAGACUAUUGAUGUAUAAUAUGAAAUGAUAUAUGAUGUCAUUAUUAAUAAAUUAUAAUAUUAUUUGUACCUUUAAUUGCCAGCCUGCAUUCUAUAUUUUUACAGAUAUUGUCGAUAUCUUUCACCUCUUCAUAUCAUUGGUGUGCACAAACUGUGACACAUCUUAAAAAUCAUUGUUUUUUAGUUGAAUGAAGAAAUAAGCUGUGUUGGAAAAAUAUGCUCAAAAGUAAAAAUAAUUCAGAAAGGUGGAACAGACAACUGUCAGGAAAUAUAUUAAAAUACUUCCUUUUGCAACAAAUAAAGUAAUUAUCUCUUUGGUUUAAAAACAUUCUCCUGCAAAAUAAUGAUUUAGAGGUGUCUGUUUUUUUGUGAACUGAUCUAAGUUUCUUCCCUAUGAAUUCAGUAAGUUAUCUACUCAAUUGUGGUAAAAGUUUAGAAAAUACUUUUAAAUUUUAAUUUAAAUGAGUUGUUCAUGGUAAAAUGUAGCAAAAACUUGAAGAUUAUAAAUACCAAAACUAUUGUUUUCAUUAAAAAACUAAUAAACUUUGAAAGAAUGUUCUAUAUAAAUUGAAAUUUGUAUGAAAAUGUGAACAUUUACAAAAACUGAUACUAGAUUUUUAUCUUCCUUACUUUGAAUUUUAGAAUAUAACUUUAAGUACAAAACGUAUAGGUCCUUUUCUUUACAAGAAUGUGACUAUUUCACAUCAUGAUAAUAUGAAGAAUAUUCUAAAAAGAAGCAAUAAAAAAUGUGUACCUAUUUGUGGAAAAUAAAUAUCGAUAAGUAAUUCUUACCUUUGCUGAUGUAAACUGAUUUAACGCUUAAACACAGAAAUCUUGAGAAAUAGAAUGCCAGUUUCAGUUUCAAUUAUUUCAUCUCUCGAUAAAAAAAAUUAAAUUUAAUUGCUAUAAACAUCAUUCUAAUGACUAGUGAACUAAAAGAAUGUAUUCAAACAUAUCAAGAUCACAUGAAAUAUGGUUUCAUAAAAAAUAUUGUACAUUUAGUUUUGUGAUAUACAUUGACUUUUCAGACAGUGCUUUAUAAGUAAUUAUACUAUCUUGAAUAAACAAUGCAUACACAUUUGUUCAUCAACAAAGGAAAGGUUAGGGUAAUUGUAAUAACUUUAUUUUCAAUAAACCAAAAUACAAUUAUAUUUCAAAUAUGCCAUUAAUAUUACAGUCGU